Manihot esculenta (cassava) is the source of this 590-nucleotide messenger RNA. RefSeq lists its product as uncharacterized. The transcript has a single exon. The record is from RefSeq and is a predicted model, not a curated record. The coding region runs from base 259 to 462 and encodes 67 amino acids. Lineage: Eukaryota; Viridiplantae; Streptophyta; Magnoliopsida; Malpighiales; Euphorbiaceae.
AGAAUUUCCUAGAUCACGCGCAGUGUUUUCUUCCUUCUUUCCAGCUUAAGCUCUACCUCUCUAGACCCUCGCUAAAGCCCUCUUCAACUUCCUAUAAAUUACCCAAAUAGCCGUCUGAUAGCAGCGAUCAUAUAAAAAAUAUCUAAUUGAUCUUCUCAUCUCUGUGAGAGCCCGCUAUAAAUCAAGAAAUUGAGCCUUGUCCGCAAUCGGCGAGAAGUAGAAUUGAUCUUCUGGUCUGAGUUUGAGCAAGAAAUCAAGAUGUGUUUAGUGUUUGUUUGUGAUGAAGAUGAGAGGGUGGUAGGAAGACAGAUAGCGCCUGGAGCAUGUCCAUACUGUGGAGGGAUGAUUCAGGCGAUGGAUGUAGAGAGCCAGUGGAGGUUCUGUUUCUUGCCUCUUUACUUCAAGACUAAAAGGAGGUAUCAUUGCUCUGUUUGUUCUAGACGCUUGGUGCUCCAGUACUAGAGUUUUCUCUGUUUUAUGUACAUAAUACGUUUGUUGAGUUUGAAUUAGGUUUUUUUUGUUAAAUCUCACUUUUGAUAUUGAUUUCGUCGAUUUGGCGGUGGAGUAAUUGUUGGAAAUUUCUUUGUGUU